This is a messenger RNA of Tigriopus californicus, 1564 nucleotides long. It is a transcript of the gene Hat1, whose product is annotated as histone acetyltransferase type B catalytic subunit-like. Gene Ontology annotation, biological process: subtelomeric heterochromatin formation. Lineage: Eukaryota; Metazoa; Arthropoda; Copepoda; Harpacticoida; Harpacticidae. Gene Ontology annotation, molecular function: histone H4 acetyltransferase activity; histone binding. The record is from RefSeq and is a predicted model, not a curated record. The transcript has a single exon. The coding region runs from base 161 to 1435 and encodes 424 amino acids. Gene Ontology annotation, cellular component: nucleus.
AUGGACUCUCAAGUUUGGUCACGCUGCUCUCCCGCCAAAGUGAUUCCAUGAACAGCGUGCAUAACAACACCAGGACAUCCUCCACUGGAGCUUCAACUUCAAGUAAGGAAGGACAAAGGACACUUCAAAGUCACAUUUUGGAACAACGCGUGUGAGAAGCAUGAGUGACCCGAAUCCAUUUAAAAACCGCGAGGAAUGGCAGGACUGGAUUGUGGACUCCAAUCAAGUGGUGCGCCUCAAAUGGCUCAAGCAUGAAGAUCAUAUUGAAGGAGACGAUCCCUCGUGUUCCUUCCACCCACCCACCAUGACCCAUCAGAUAUAUGGACAAAAUGAGAACAUAUUUGGCUACGCCAAUCCAACGGUUGACCUGCUCAUAGCUGCGGGCUCCCAGAGCGUGCACGUGGUGUCCAAGUUUGACAGCAAGAUACCUUCCCAUUGUGAUUUGGAGGCGGAUGAGCUAGCAGAGCCUGUACAAUCUAUAUUUGCUCCCAAUCAGGAAAUCAAAGAUCUCAGUGUAUUUAGGCAAUACAUUAGGGAAGAGAAGAGCAAGUUCAGACCCCAUCCUGGUGGUCAAGAAUUGCUCAAAUGGCCUUCCAAGACCGACCCUGCUCACAUCACGUUCGAAUUGCACAAGUACGAUGGGUCAGUAAACGGGUUCCAGGAUUUCUUCCGUAAACUCCAACCUUGGAUGAUCUUCUACAUUGACGCAGCGUCGUUCAUUGACAUUUCUGACGCCAGGUGGCGCUGUUUUAUUCUGUAUGAGAAGUCUAAAACUCCGACCGGUGCGAUCCAAUACGCCACGGCUGGUUUUUUGACCGUGUACGAGUACUACAAUUAUCCUAAGCAUAUUCGACCUAGACUGAGCCAAAUUUUGAUCUUUCCUCCUUUCCAAAACCAGGGUUUGGGUACUAAGUUGUACCUGAGUGUUCUGAAAGAUUAUUCCACUCGAGAAGAUGUGCGAGAUUUUACCGUCGAGGAUCCAACUUUAGAGUUCACGAAACUUCGUAAUGUGGUCGAUACUCAAGUAUGUCUCAAGUUGCCAUCCUUUUCAAAAGAGGCGGUCUUACAAGGCUUCUCGAAGAAAAUGGUCCAAGAGGCUAAUGACAAGUACAAACUGAACAAGAGACAAGUGAGGAUCGUGUUUGAAGUGGCCUAUUUGUUCCACAAAACUGGAGGAGAAGCGUCUGAAGAAUUGGAAUACUCUGAUUUCAGGAUUCUCGUCAAGCGGCGUCUCUACAUUCCGUUCAAGCGAGAAGAAAUUCAGAUGAAAAAGUUAAAGAAGAUAUUGAGCGACGAAGAAUAUCAGAAUGUGUCGAGUGCUUCUCCAAGUCAAGUGGAAAAGCUUCAAACCGUGCAAACACAGUACGAAGAGAUCAAGAGUGAAUACACCAAGAUUGUGAAUGCCAUCUCCGCCAAGACUGACCUAAUCCAAUAAGGUUUCCCGACUCAAGACCUCCAUCGAAAGUAAAUGCUCAGUAUUCAAAAACCCGCCCCUAAGGCGUUAUGUACCUUGUACGAGGCAUUUUAGCACUAAAUCCAAAAUAAAUAUGUUUUUUCCUCUUUA